Molecule: messenger RNA, 1716 nt
Organism: Zootoca vivipara (common lizard)
Lineage: Eukaryota; Metazoa; Chordata; Lepidosauria; Squamata; Lacertidae
Source: RefSeq, a predicted model, not a curated record
CCAGGGAUGAGUGCUGCAGGCCACCCGCCCACCCGCUUCCACCGAAUCCACGGGGUCAAUGUCUGCAUCGACCCUUCGGGCACCCAGGCCACCCGCGUGGAGAGCUUUGCCAAUGGCGUCUGCUUCAGCCGGGAGCCCCUGGCGCCUGGGCAGAUCUUCCUGGUGGAGAUCGAGGAGAAGGAGCUGGGCUGGUGUGGCCACCUGCGGGUGGGGCUGACCGCCCAUGACCCUCGCAGCCUGGAGAUCGUGCCCGAGUACACCCUGCCAGACCUGGUCAACCUGGGCAACAGCUGGGUGUUUGCCAUCACCCGCAACCACAACCGGGUCACCCAGGACACUGCCGGGGCAGAGGCCUCCGCCCGGGUGAGGGGCUUCCUCUCUGACCCCUACUUGCUCAUCGAGACGGUCAGGAUCCCUCGGGACAAGCUGGUGGGUCGCAGCAGGCCAGGCCGCUACAGCCACCUCCUGGACGACCUGUACAGGACCAACGUUCUCCCUGCCACCGCCCGGAGGAGCAGGAUCGGGGUGCUGUACGCCCCGCAGCCGGACGGGACAGCCGACAUGCACAUUGUCAUCAACGGCGAGGACAUGGGUCCCAGCGCCAGGGGCCUCCCGGCCUCCCGGCCCCUUUACGCCGUGGUCGACAUCUUUGCUUCCACCAAGAGCGUCCGCCUCAUCCAGGUGGAAUACGGAUUCCCCUCCCUGCAGACCCUCUGCCGGCUGGCCAUCCAGAAGCAUGUUGUCCACCGGCUAGACAUAGAUGGGCUCGACCUCCCUCCAUCGCUGAAGAACUUCUGCAAAUACGAGUGAAGUGACCAAGGCUUCUUCUUCGCCUGCACGAGUUGCCCACCCAAGAGACUUGAUGGAGAGUCCGCAAGAACAAGCCGAGAGCAGUGAAGCCGCAUUUCGUCCUUGCUCUGUCCCCCGAAUGCCAGCCUUAUGGGCCUCCCUUCCCAUGUAGCCGCCGGGGCAGCCACGUAUAUGGCGAGAGACUCCACCACCACCAGCCCUCCAAACAACAGCAGGACCUUGAAAGAGCAGGAACAGUCCAAGGGAAGAUUUGAUUUUCAGAUGUAGCGGUGAACUGGAAGCACCAGCCCACUGCCCUGUUUCGAGGUAUAUUGGGAACUACAGAAUAUGCUCUGACAGACAGCCUACGCGGAAAGAGAUUUUAAAUGUUUUUUUUAAAGAUCACUAGGAGAUUCUGCUUACUUCGAACGUGCCAAGAAUGUUUCUGCAGGAAAAAUUCAGCCUUGAGCGAGUUUGGUAAGCGAGGAAGUGCCCUAUUUUUCUCGCUGAUCCAGCUCUCGGAACAUAGGCAUGCUUUCCCUCCGAGAAGGUGACUUAACUUCUACACACGUAUAAAGCUAAGGCGAGGGAGCAGCUCUACACAAGCAUGUUGUUCUGACCCGACAUCACUGUAAUGUCAAAACAAAAUUUAAAAAAUCCUUCCAGUAGCACCUCUUAGAGACCAACUAAGGUGCUACUGGAAGGAUUUUUAAAUUUUUUUUUAACUGCUUCAGACCAACCCGGCUACCUACCUGUAACUAUCACUGUAAUGUGUUUACAGGAGAAAUGCACUAGGUAGACCUUUCUGUGACGUGAACUCCAAGGCCCAGAGGAUGUCGCUGGUGUGGGGAAAGGGUGGCAACACAGCACACUAGGCUUCAUGGAAGUCAUGCCAGUUUAAUAAAAGCUGCCUUAGAACAGCAACAA